Molecule: messenger RNA, 3203 nt
Organism: Sardina pilchardus (European sardine)
Lineage: Eukaryota; Metazoa; Chordata; Actinopteri; Clupeiformes; Clupeidae
Gene: alpl
Product: alkaline phosphatase, biomineralization associated
Exons: 12
Coding region: 200-1828 (542 amino acids)
Biological process (GO): dephosphorylation
Cellular component (GO): plasma membrane
Molecular function (GO): alkaline phosphatase activity
Source: RefSeq, a predicted model, not a curated record
UGCUGACCACUCUGGCGUCAGGCGUGUUGCUCCUCGUCGUGUUGGCGCUGCUCUGUUUCUUCACCUGCAGACUGGCCUCUGGCGUUCUGCCCGUCGGAACACCCCAACGCUUCUGAGCAUGAGCGCCAGCGUUGGCUCGGACAAGCUUUGGACUCCCCUUUCCUUGGGUUGUGGAAUGUGACAGUUGCCUUUGGAGACAAUGGCACAUCGGAAUGUUUGCACCAUGCUGGUGAGGACUCUACUCCUCUGCUCCCUCAUGGCCCUGGGUGUUCAUAGCGUUGGGAAGAAAAAUAUUCCUGACAAAGAGAAGAACCCUGCAUACUGGAACACGUGGGCACAGAGCACGCUGAAGCAAGCCCUGCAGCUCCAGGAGCUCAAUACGAAGGUGGCCAAGAACAUCAUCCUCUUCCUCGGGGACGGAAUGGGGGUUGCGACUGUGACGGCAGCACGGAUCCUCAAAGGCCAGCUGAACGGUCAGAGCGGGGAAGAGUACGAGAUGGAAAUGGACAAAUUCCCCUACGUGGCGCUGUCCAAGACCUACAACACCGAUGCCCAGGUACCAGACAGCGCGGGCACUGCCACGGCCUACCUCUGCGGGGUCAAGGCCAACGAGGGCACUCUGGGGGUCAGCGCAGCUGCCGUGAGGUCACAGUGCAACACCACUGAAGGCAACGAGGUCACCUCCAUCCUCAAAUGGGCCAAAGAUGCAGGAAAGUCGGUGGGCAUUGUCACGACAACGCGCAUCAAUCAUGCCACGCCCAGCGCCGCGUAUGCUCACUGCGUGGACCGAGACUGGUUCUCCGACGGCGAGAUGCCCCAAGAGGCGGUGGAUGCCGGCUGCAAAGACAUUGCCAGACAGCUCUUUGAGAAUAUUCAAGACAUCGAUGUGAUUAUGGGUGGAGGGAGGAAAUACAUGUUCCCCAAGGACACGCCUGAUGUAGAAUACCCCAACGACAAACUGCACAUGGGCACCCGGAAGGAUGGCAGAAAUCUGGUGGACGAGUGGAAAGAGAGGAUGAAAGAGAAGAGGGCCCACUAUGUCUGGAACAAAAAAGAACUUCUUUCGCUCAACCCCAACAAGGUGGAUCACGUUCUCGGUCUGUUUGAACCCUCUGACCUGCCGUACGACCUGGAGAGAAACAAAGAGACGGAUCCGUCGCUAACGGAGCUGGUGGAUGUGGCUCUGAAAAUCCUCAAGAACAACCCGAACGGAUUCUUCCUGCUGGUGGAGGGGGGCCGGAUUGACCAUGGUCACCAUGACGGCAAAGCCAAGCAGGCGCUGCAUGAGACAGUGGAAAUGGACCGCGCCAUUGGCCGGGCAGGCCUUCUGACCAGCGUCCACGACACCCUAACUGUAGUCACGGCGGACCACUCCCAUGUCUUCAGCUUCGGAGGCUAUACACCAAGGGGGAACAACAUAUUUGGAUUGGCUCCAAUGAUGAGUGAUGUUGACCAGAAACCCUUCACGUCCAUCCUGUAUGGGAAUGGCCCAGGAUACAAGCUGAUCAACGGCCUAAGAGAGAACGUCUCCACAGUGGACUACCAGCAAAACAACUACCGGGCGCAGUCGGCUGUGCCCCUGAGCUACGAGACCCACGGCGGGGAGGACGUGGCCAUCUUCUCCAAGGGCCCGCUGGCCCACCUGCUCCACGGCGUGAAGGAGCAGAACUACAUCCCCCACGUCAUGGCCUACGCCGCCUGCGUGGGGCAGAACCGCGAGCACUGCCGCGCGGCCUCCUCGGGGGGGCUGAGGCCCAGCCCCAGCCCCGGGGCCGUGCCCGUCUCCGUGCUAGCCGUGGCACUCACGCUAGCCUGGCUGCGCUGCUGACAGCCCGGUCAGAGAACUCUCAACCGCUGCCCCGCCCUCCCACAUCCUCCCGCCCCCCCUCCUGCGCCGUCUCUGCGGCAGAGAAAACAGGCAUUAGUGUGCACUGUACACCGACUUUCACACAUGCACGCUCGCACGCGACCAUGCACACAUAUACACACACACACACACACACACACAUACACAAUUACAUUUGUACACAGAGUCAUGUGCACAGGCAGUCACCAAUACUCUCUCUCUCUGACACACACACACACACACACACACACACUGAUAUGAACACAUAGGCAUUCACACACACACAAGGGCAGAUGUUGGCCUUCUUAUACACAUAAACACAUAAACACAUAAACACAUAAACAAACACUCACACAUACCAUGUGUGCGUAGGAAUUCACACACAAAACACACACACACACACACACACACACUGUAACCUUUCACUUCUUCUCUACCAUUUAGAUGGAACCACAGUCUCCCUCUAAAUAGAUUUUUAAAUUGUAAACAUUGUAUUCAUUUUUAAAGCAGUUCUGUACAGUUUAUAGACUAAGGGACCAACCCAAGGGCUUUUAAAGGACUUUGUGCAGCCUAUAUGGACAGAAAGAAAGAGAGAGAGAAAAAAAGAAGAGAGAGAAAGAGCACAGGAUAUGACAUUCAAAAAGGUCAGUCAAAAAUACAAUGAAGUGGUUGCAUUUUAUUAAGGCUGGAGAUGGUUUUCAUUGUCACUGUUGUUAUGCAAUGCCAUUUUAUUCUACUAUGUGUCCAGCCAAACUGUGCGAGACUCUGCGGAUCUGUGAACUCUGUCCUGCUCUCCAGGACAAUGCCGUAAAUUUCCACAGGAAAAUGAGUAGCCAAAGCACACAUGGUUCCAGUGACUUCACUGGCAAUAGAUCACUUAAGUCAAAGCAAGAGACAGCCAUCUGUGUCUUGUUUUUUUUUAAUUUUUUUUAGAUUAAUACGGAAUAGGCUACUAAUUAAUUAGGUCGUUAAAGACAAUGAUUCAGUCCACUUCAUCAAAUGCCACAAGUGACUAAAGGAGACUGAACCAACCCACCCUGAGGUUUAUUCAGAGCUAUUGUUCUCUUUUCCUUAUUAUCCUCAAUUGGUCGUUGAAUCAAAAACCAUUUCAUAAGCAUAUUGUGCAUUCCAAAUUCAUCUGGCCUUCCUUUUGCAAAGCUCCAGUUCACGUGUUUGAAAUGUGGUCAGAAUAAUCAAGAGGACUAUGCCGGAAAGUAUAGUUUGGAAAGUCACUGUUUUUAAUGAAUGGUUUCAUUUUUCGUCGACCGCAGACAACAUAUGCCAGCAACACAAAUAACAGUAAAUAUUUGUGGGAAAAUGGGUUUCCCUUGCCAAUAAAAACACCAUGUCAGUUUUU